Leucoraja erinaceus (little skate) is the source of this 8158-nucleotide messenger RNA. RefSeq names its product microtubule-associated tumor suppressor candidate 2-like. The transcript has 9 exons. The coding region runs from base 443 to 1486 and encodes 347 amino acids. NCBI's taxonomy places the organism in Eukaryota, Metazoa, Chordata, Chondrichthyes, Rajiformes, Rajidae. The record is from RefSeq and is a predicted model, not a curated record. Gene Ontology annotation, cellular component: nucleus; cytoplasm. Gene Ontology annotation, molecular function: microtubule binding.
AAUAGCUUGAUAGCUACGGCAGCUACUGGGAAGAACGGGAAUGAAUUAGUUCCUUAAUAUAAUUAAUCAUUUUUACACUGCAAUACGCUUUUUUCAUUUUUUUGUGUGCUAUGUUAAUAAAUCACCACAGUGCCAUAAUGUUGUCAGCUUUAAGAGUGAUGGAAUCAGUACCAUACCCUUAACGAGAGUAUUGAUCAGCCUCAUACUGACGCAGGUUACACUGGAACAGUGACUUCCCUUUCAGCAGGAUGUUGAUAAUCUUCCCGUACCCUCCUCUCCCUUUCUGUGCCUUUGGAAAUAUUAAGAAGACUAAGGUAGUUCUUGGUGUUACACACAGGUAGCUGUUAGCAGUGUGCAGCAUUUACUAAACAUCAUAGCAGCAAAGGACCUGGGAGAAGGCCGAUUGAAUGAAGCAGGCUUGUAUUUCACCGGGCCUGCUAGAAUGGGCCAGUGCUGUUGCAAGCUGCACUACUGCUUUGAUUGUCUGGACAAGAGGAAUGAAAGUGCCCUUAUCAAAGAGAAAGAACUUUCCAUUGAGCUUGCUCAUAUCAGGGACGAAGUAGCCUUUAAUACAGCACGAUGUGAAAAGCUGCAAAAGGAGAAGCAAGGGCUGGAUAGGAAGUUUGAGAUUGAAGUACAGAGGCUUCAACUGCAACAGCAAGCAGAGAUCCGGGACCUUGAAGAGAGGUUGAAGGCUCAUUUCACUGCAGAAAAAGAGCACCUCAUUGAGGAACAUGCAGUGUAUUUCAAGAACACCCAGUCUCAGCACAAGGAACAGAUUGAAGACAUGACAGCUAUCCAUACUAGUACAAUCACAGAACUGGAGAAUAAUCACACUGUUGCAAUAACUAUUCUUCAAGACGAACAUGAAAAGAAACUUGAAGAACUAAAAACCAUCCAUGAACUUGAGAGGAUAACUUUAGAAGAACAAUUUGAAAAACUAAGACUUUCUCUUCAGGAUCAAGUCGACACAUUAAUAUUUCAGAAUCGUUCACUGAAGGACAAAGCAAAACGAUUUGAAGAGGCCUUAAAAAAAUCUACAGAUGAGCAAGUUGAGAUUGCCUUGGCACCUUACCAGCAUUUAGAGGAAGACAUGAACAGUUUAAAACAUAUUCUUGAAAUGAAAAAUCAACAAAUCCAUCACCAAGAAAAGAAAAUUAUGCAAUUGGAAAAACUGUCUGAGAAGAACGUGGUAUUAGAAGAAAAGGUUCAAGUACUUCAACAACAGAAUGAAGACCUGAAAGUCAGGAUUGAUAAUAAUGCUGUCUUAACAAGACAACUCUCUGAAGAAAAUGCAACGCUUCACAACUAUGUUGAGAAGGAAAGCAAGGAAAAGAAACGGCUUAGCAGAACGAAUGAGGAGCUGGUCUGGAGACUCCAGACUGGUGAGCCCGUCAGUCCCAUCAAAAUGUCCCCCUCGACUUCCAACUUCCAGUCUUCUCAGGGCACACUCCCACCUCCAGCAGUGAGCACCAACCCAAGAUGAUGAAAAAGGAUCAGAAUGAAAAUAUGUGGGCCAUCGUUAUCCCUGUUAUGUCUGAAGCUCAGCUCUAACUGCUGAAUAUAGUGCUUGGUUCUGCUCAAAGAGAAGCCACCAUUUGUACUUUGAGCAUGCUUGUUAGCAGAUAACAAUAAGCAAAAGGGAUUGCUUUUAAAUCUCCGGUCAGUCUUGCUGAUGUGGUUCACUGACCCAAAUUCUAGUAAAGUUAUACCCUGGGGAGUUCGUUCUCAAAAAGCUCUUCCAAAACAGUCCCGGGCCUACUGUUAAUGAUUCUUAUUGACCAGGUAUGCAAAAAUCAAAAGAUUUUCCUUGAUCAUAUGGGCUUUCAAAACAUUUGUACCUAUGUCCAAAUUUAUCUUUUAGUAUUCCCUUCAGUAAUACAUUUUAAAUAAUUCAGGAUUUUGCUUCUUGCUGUGAGUGUUUAAACAAAUGUGCAGAAUUAUAUAUUUUUACACAAUUGUCAAAAUAUUUUGGCUGGUUGCCUCUUUUAAAAUAUGUCCCAAACAGACUGUGGUGAUCCCUGAGUAAAUUCCCAUUAUAGUGGGUGAAGGAAGAAGGUUGUCCUGCAGUCUACUCUCACUUGGUAGUGCUGCUGAUCACUGAGGUGCACAUCAGUGGCUUGAGAUGGAACUCUACGGCCUUCAACGCUGCAGCAGCUUUGAAAGGUACACCUCAAAAGUUGCAAAUUAAUUUUGCAACGUGCUCAUUGUUAAGCAAAGAAUCAGUUAUUGUAUAGAAAAAUGUUUGUGUUUCGUAAGCUAAGACCUAUAUCUGCUGUUGGUAUUUUCCUACUGUCCUGAAACAUUGAUCAAGGAAGCAAAUGCACUGCUUGCUGCAAGGCUCCUACUUCCCUUGAAUAUACCGAAAUGAAAACUCUGCAGAUGAUGAGACAAAGGCUCAAAAUGGCUCAAAAUGUACUUAAAACCUCAAGUAAUGAGCAUUUAGCAUUAAUAGGGUGAUUUCACGAAAGGUCACUGGAUCAUAGAUCCUCACCCACGUGACCGCAAAAUUUAACUGGGGUACCAACGUCACUUCCGGUACAUGUUAUUGAUGCUAGAAACGCGAACUUUCAAACCUGUUAAAAACCGCGAAAACGGCCCGUUUUUGAGCUGUAAAUAACUGUGCCAGUCGGGGUGACCGUGAGGCACAGUUAUCUUACUUUACAGUCCAGAAGAUAAAGAAAAACAAAGGUAAAGACAAGAGAGCGCUGAAGGGGCAACAACAGCGGAAGUGUUUAGCAAACAUUGGCCGUGGAGAUAUAAAGAUAGAAAAUAUCGGGAAUUAUCGCGUUUGCUCGCUGCAUUUAAUCAAAAGUAAGGCAUUAUGUUUUAUCUUUAUUAAUGUGUCAUAUAAAAUGUUUUAAAAGUGAAAAAUCCAUCAUUAAAAUUGCAAAAUCGCCCAUGGUUCUCAGGUGGGUUUUAACAUGCAAAAAGAAAAUGCUUCUGAAGCUACAUUUACCAUUUAAAUAAUUGUAAACCAUAAAUGCGUUUUGAAAUGAAUUUUACUCAGAUGCAAGCAAAGGAAUGGGAUAAUUGUCAGCUGUUAAUUAGAUAAUAAUAAUAAAAUGUCCUGAUUUUGACCCCGACUGGCAGUUAUUUACAGCUCAAAAACGGGCCGUUUUCGCGGUUUUUAACGGGUGUGAAAGUUCGCGUUUCUAGCAUCAAUAACAUGUACCGGAAGUGACGUUUGUACUCCAGUUAAAUUUUGCGUCCACGUGGGUGAGGAUCCAGUGACCUUUCGUGAAAUCACCCUAUAAACAGAAUGCCAGGAGACAAUUCUUCCUGAAGGAUCACUGAAGCAAAACCAUUGAUACAAUCUGAAAAUUGAUGCCUCUUGCUUGUGCAGAUUGUAUUGCAGACUUAAUUCUAAGGAACUGUCAGUGUGAACUAAAAUAAAUAUUUUUGCUACAUCUUCACAAAAUGUCAGCAUAUUUUCUAAAAGGUCAAGAAAGAAAUCUGUAACAUUUAAACAGCAGCUGGGGCUGAACUAGAGUAAAUCAGUGACAACAGCAGCUGUGGAUGUGGAAGAGAUGAAAUCUAAAAGAGCCUCAGAGAUAGAAAAUCAGCCUGCACUUAGUUUUAAGCUAAUGCAUUAAAAUUCUAAAAGCAAAACUGUAGUCGUAUUACAGGUUUGGGAAACAAUAACAGAUGAGAAAUGGAUUUGUUAAAUGAAACAACCAAAAAAUAAUAACAAAAUAAUUAAAUCAGAAUUAGCUACUCCUUGAAAUUAGUUGAGGAUUCUUGUCCAGUCCCUAUAAAUUGGAAAAUUGUACCAAAGCAUAUUACAAAAGGUAAUAAAUAUAUUUACAAUACAAUUAUAAUUUUGUGGGGCAUUUUACAGAAAUAUCAAUACAGUUUAUGUUUUACAGUCAAUUGAUAGCUUUGCAAAUUGAAAACGGAAUUUGGGCCACACAGGCUGUCAAGAGAGCAGUGGGUGCAGCCAUACAGUGCAUCUCCAAAUUGAUACUGUAAUUUGUCAAGGAGGAAUAUUUAAUGAAAAUUUUAAGUUGGAAUCACAGGGAACUGCAAUUCAGAUGCAGUGAGUUAUUAUGUUCACUUUCAUUAAAUGAUUCAAUUUAGAAAGCUAGAAAGACGCUGUGGCAUUAUUCUAACCAUUUUGGUUUACUCUACCAGAUUCAUCCUUAACUGAACUCAUACUGAGGCUACCUUGGUGAAUUUUGUCAGUGCCUUUGCAGUCAUACAGUGCUAGAUAAUUACCUUCACUGGUGGGCUGGAGUACUUAAUGCUGAUUGCGGAUUACACAUACAGAAUGUGUAAUGUGAGAAGCAGAUAUUCCUUCUCUCCAGAGGUGCUGUCUGUCCCGUUGAGUUACUCCAGCAUUUUGUGUCUAUCUUCAGUUUAAACCAGCAUCUGCAGUUCCUUCCUACACAAUCUAUCAGAUAAAUCACUUCCAGAGGCACCACUUCUGAGACUUUGUCCAAACCACAAUAUUAACAACCAAACCACAAUUUUAACAACAUUUUACUAAUACUUAAAAUGGGGGAAAAGCUACAAAAUAAUUCUUAGUUUAGAAAAUUCAAGCUUUCCUGUUAUUGGAGAAGAUUGCUGCUAAAAUAAUUUAAGUGUCCCUUAGAUUUAGGAUAAAGUCUUAAGUAUGAUCAAAUAGAAGGAAUUUUGCUUUGUAUGCAAGAAUGCUAUAUAUAAGCUGGGAAUGUUCAGUAGAUCAAAUCAUAAUGUAAUGAAAAGGGAGCCACGGUAUGUUAUAGGUUUUGUACCAUCUGCAAAGCACUAACAGGUUUAAUUAAAUUUAUUGGUGAAAAUGGCAUUAGAUGAGGGCUCAUGAUUGCUCACAUUUGCACUACUAGUUACUUCUGACCCUUGAUCAUCCCACAUUUUGCAAUCGUAUCUCCAUGACACUCCAUGUAUACAGGAUAUUGCCCUGUUCUGGCUCCUUGUUACUGGCCGCUUUUUAUGCAUUUGGUCUGCAGCUGCCGCAAAGAGUUCCUUUAAUAUCAUCCUUCCCUUUGAUCAGCACAGAGACAGCAAGUACAGAGAAUCUAAUACAUAUGUAAACUGAUGGAUCUCUAUUAAUGGACACAAAAUGCUGGAGUAACUCAUCUCGACAGCCAACAUCUCUAGAAAGAAGGAAUGGGCGACGUUUCAGGUCAAGACCCUUCUUUAAGCUGACCUCUUAAUAUAGUUUUGACAAAUUUAACAUGGUUGAUCCAGUUCAAUUCAAUGUUAGCACCAGGUCUGGUAGAUGUGUGGUGCACAGAAGCAAGUGAAUUGUUCCAUGCAUUUCUUCCAUUAACAAUGAUUCCAAGGAUAGGAAAUGGAUUACUUUAACCUUAAUACAAAAUAUCCACCAACAAAACUCUAAAAACUUGAUCUUUUGUUUUCAUGAAACAAUAAGGGCUUCUGCAGGGAGAGAGGUAAACAACUGAGAGGUCCUGUUUUUUGUUGUUGUUGAUGAGAUGGUUCCAAAUUUGGCUGCAGGUGCCAACUCGGCUGUAAGGCUACAAGGCCAUAUGUGGAUGCUGAAAAGAUUGGAGGGGGGGGGGGGGGGGGGGGCAAGAGAGAGGCAAGUGGUAUAAGCAGCCCAUCACCCCUCUAACACUGGAGAAGUGCAGGAUGGUAGUUAAUGUGUCUUGAAGAGAAGUUAGUGGCCAAUGAAGGACCGAAGUUUAGAUAUCAAGCAUCCAAUUCAGCAUGGCAUUCACAACACAGGGAAUGUCUCCAUACACUCACGUCAUCCUCACCAUUAGCACUACAUGCAGAUGGUCAUUCUUAGCAGAACUGACGUCAAUGGAAACAUUGUGCCCUGCAAACCCGUGACAGAAUUCUCCAGUCUCUACAGCUGGGAUGCUUGCCAGAACAUCACAGGUUGCAUCAGCUCCAGAAAUACCGUGUUUGUCAAUGGCCUUCGAGGUGCAGGAUGCUUGUCUAUCUGCAUAAACUUCACUGCUGUUUUGUUUCAUCAUGUUAUCUCCUGGGCCCGAUGUAUCACAAGGAUUAAGAGGGUCAGCUGUGGUCGCUACCUCUCCCUUGUGCUCCAUGGUACUACUGCUGCAGAAAGGAGACCCUAGUGAGAAUAAUGGCAUAUGUUGAAUAUGUGGGGGUCAGUAAACAAUGGUUACACUGUAGGAAGUUGAAGAUGGAUGUUAGAAGUGGCUGGAUUACUGUAGGCAAGGAAGGAUUUGUAAAACAAGCUAGUGCUAGGAAUGGAUCUUUUGGAGUAGACUCGAGGGAACACAUUCACAUGCUCGACUAAGGUGGAGACCAGAAUGUUGGUGAAUCUUGCAGCCACAAAAGGCAGGAACAAGGUUCCACUUUACUGCUGCUCCAUUUCUACAGCACUUCCUCCAUUCGCAACCCUAUUAGAACCUUAGUGAGCUUUCCAAUACCAUCCCAUCAUAUAAUAUCGAAAACAUGCUAUAACAUAGUGGUGUGAAACUGGGUGGUAGGCAUUGGCAGUUCAUUGAGAAAAAAAGUCACCUCAGAAGUUACAAUUCAGUCUUAGAAGUGGCAGUUUGACAGACUUUAAUACCCUCUUAAGACCAGAAUUGCUAAAACCAAUUAGAUGGCUACAGUAUACGUCAAGGUGUGAACCCUUAACUCAACCCAAUUACUGCUUUACCUUAAGCAUCUGUGGAUAUCGGGUACUCCAACACUGGAAAUGUAAGCAUCUAUCGAGUCAUCUGGGACCACAAACGUGCUUUCAUUACAAACAGCUGUUCUAUGACAGGUUUUAUUGAUGCAGCAACAGUGCAUUGUGCAUAUCCUAACCACAGGAGAUCAGAAACAAUGUUAUUAUUUAUAUGCAAAUUAAACUCAUUUCUGGGCAAUUUCAAUAGUUAUUUCUAUUACUUGAAGUGCAGAUCUGAUGAGUAUCUGUAAAAAGUGUACAGAGUAAUAAAAAUCAGGUAUUUAUAAUGUCCACACUAAUUGGGUCUAUGUCCUGUGGACACACAAAAUUGAAGUUUGAUAUGUAGAAUAAGCCUAGUGUAAUUUAGUUCUAGUCGUUAAUGAUCUGUGAAUUGUAUUUAUUUCUGCCAAUUGACCAGGAUUGUGUGAGAAUUUAGUGUAAUACAGCACUGUAUUAUGUAUGUAUACAUACAUGUUCCUACACAAUAAAAGAUGGACGCAUGCAAGUAGCUUAAUAAAUUGUAUUCAAUUUGUUAAUUUAUAGACAUGAAGUAACUGUUUUUUUUUUAAUAUAGCUCAAAGUCUUAGAUAACUUUGGAAAGCAAAAGAUGUCAUAAUGCUUUCACAUUGUGUGAAUUAAUUAAAAUAGGUUGUUCUCAAAAACAAUUUGAGCAGUGUAUUAAAAAAAAGGAAUAACUGGUCAGUUACAAAUUCUAUCUUUACAGGACCAGUGUAUCUUUUCUCCAGCCAGUCAGCUCAGAAGCCAUCCACAUGGUGACAAUGGAUAUCCCCUGACUAAACAUACACCAGCAGGUCUACACAUUUCCCUUUCAUCUUAAAGAAAAAGCAUUGCAUGUACAGUGAAACUUCAUAAUCCACUAUACAAUUGUUUGGAAAUGCUGAUGGUUCAAUAUCUGGUUUACCAGGCCCCAGUUCCUGCAUCCCAUUAAAACACUGCAGCCCAGGUUCUUAAAUUUCCUCCAGUUAUUCCUUUUUCAUACAUUAACUCGAGAUUGUUUUUAUCCUUCUGUGUAAUAUCUAAAACAUGUGUUGGAGUAUUAUUUGAAAUAAUAUCUAAUAGUAAAGAAAAUCUGUCAGUCCAGCACCAGUCCCAUUGCUGGAGUUUUAGUGUAGUUCAGAAAACAAUCCAAUAAUGCGUUCAAAGAGAAAUAAGCCUUUGCAGUAAAUUAGAGUUAUAAUCAAGUUUUAAGAAUGUAUUUUGGUUAUUUGUCAUCAAUUGGAACACCUUUACCAGAUAAUUUUCCAUGUGUAAAUAAUGCAGAGUACACAAAUGGCCAAAUUAAAAUGCCAUUUAAAAAAGCUGUUUAUUUACAAUAUGCAAGAACAGAAAAGUCAGAAACAAAAUCGCCAAAACAAUCCAUUUGUUACAGAUGAAUGCAAAAAACAUAUUUAGUAUAUAGAAUGUAAAUAGCAAGUAUUCUGCAGAAUGAUUUAAAAAAAAGUAUUUUAAUACCCGUGAAGAACAGCAAAUUGCGCCAGACAAUAAUUUACUGAAAGGCAAAACAAAAAUCUUACAAUUUAGUUUUUUUUU